UCGUGCACUUCGACUGGAGGGUUCUAGAAAAAGUCCAUCUCGAUUAUAUUUAUACCCGCUGAUCUCUUCAUCUCUUUCUCUCUAAGCUGCAAUUUUAAAGCAAAACUCUCCCAAUCGGCAGGAGAUCAAUCAACGCCCUCUUCCCGGCGGCCUCACAGAGCUCCUCCUAUCAAGUUUAGAUAAUUGGUAGAAGAUGAGCGUGGUAGGUUUUGACCUCGGCAAUGAGAGCUGCAUUGUAGCUGUAGCUCGGCCGGAUGUUGUUCUCAAUGAUGAAUCCAAGCGUGAGACUCCUGCCAUUGUUUGCUUUGGGGAGAAGCAGCGUUUCAUUGGCACGGCUGGAGCUGCCACUUCCACCAUGAAUCCUAAGAACGCCAUAUCUCAGAUCAAGCGUUUGAUUGGCCGGAAAUUUUCAGAUCCGGAGCUGCAGCUUGAUCUUCGUUCGUUACCAUUUGCUGUCUCUGAAGGGCCGGACGGGUUUCCGCUUAUCCAUGCUAGGUACCUCGGUGAGCAGAAGUUCUUCACCCCGACGCAGGUCCUCGCCAUGAUUCUCUCGAAUCUGAAAGGCAUUGCUGCGAACAAUCUCAAUGCUGCAGUCGUUGACUGUUGCAUUGGGAUUCCGGUGUAUUUCACUGAUCUGCAGAGAAGAGCUGUGAUUGAUGCCGCCACAAUUGCGGGUUUGCAUCCUCUCCGUUUGUUUCAUGAGACUACUGCCACCGCUUUGGCUUAUGGGAUAUAUAAGACUGAUUUGCCGGAGAAUGAUCAGCUUAAUGUGGCCUUUAUUGAUGUUGGUCAUGCAAGUAUGCAGGUUUGUAUUGCGGGUUUCAAAAAGGGGCAGUUGAAGAUAUUGGCACAUGGGUAUGAUCGAUCUCUGGGUGGCAGGGAUUUUGAUGAUGUUCUGUUCAAAUACUUUGCUGCCAAGUUCAAGGAUGAAUAUAAAAUUGAUGUUUUUCAGAAUGCUCGUGCGCGCCUUAGGCUCAGUGCAGCGUGCGAGAAGCUGAAGAAAAUGCUUAGUGCGAACCCUGAAGCGCCAUUGAAUAUUGAAUGCUUGAUGGAUGAGAAAGAUGUUAGGGGGUUUAUUAAGAGAGAGGAGUUUGAGAAGAUUAGUGCUUCGAUACUGGAGCGUGUUAAGGGUCCUCUUGUGAAUGCUCUUCAGGAAGCUGGUUUGACGGUGGAGAACAUUCAUUCUGUUGAGGUUGUUGGAUCGGGAUCUCGUGUACCAGCUAUUAUUAAAAUUUUGACCGAGUUCUUUGGCAAGGAGCCAAGGCGCACACUGAAUGCUAGUGAAUGUGUUGCUCGUGGUUGUGCCCUUCAAUGUGCAAUUUUGAGCCCUACCUUCAAAGUUCGGGAGUUUCAGGUGCAUGAGAGUUUUCCCUUCACAGUUGCCCUGUCAUGGAAAGGUUCAAAUAAUGACUCGCAGAAUGAAGCAUUAGAUGCUCAGCAAAGUGUAGUUGUUUUUCCCAAAGGGAACCCUAUUCCUAGUGUCAAGGCUCUUACGUUUAUUAGAUCAAAUACGUUCUCGGUUGACAUCACAUAUGCCAGUGUCAAUGAUAAUUUUCUGCCUCCCAAGAUCAGCACAUAUACGAUUGGACCUUUCAGAACUUCUAGUGGUGAAAGGGCGAAGUUAAAGGUUAAAGUUAGGUUGAAUUUGCAUGGAAUUGUCUCUAUUGAAUCUGCAACUUUACUGGAGGAGGAAGAAGUAGAUGUUCCAGUAGCAAUGGAGAGUGCAACUGGCAAAGAAGAUACAAAAAUGGACACAGAUGAAGCAGUUAAUAAUGAUUCAGCUGGACCUGAUGCUAAUAUUGAUUCUAAGAACACAGCUCAUGAUUCUGUUGUGGAAAAUGACAAACAAGAGGGUGAAGAAAAGCCUGUAAAGAUGGAUACGGAUACCAAGGCUGGAGGAGCUACUAAGAAGAGGGUGAAGAAGAUCAAUGUUCCAGUUGCAGAGGUGGUCUAUGGCGCAAUAUCAUCUACGGAUUUGCAGAAAGCUGUAGAGAAGGAGUUUGAAAUGGCUCUUCAAGAUAGAGUUAUGGAAGAAACCAAAGAUAGGAAGAAUGCUGUGGAGGCAUAUGUAUAUGACAUGCGAAACAAGCUUAACGACAAGUACCAUGAAUUUGUAACUCCAUCGGAGAGGGAGGAGCUUAUUGCCAAGCUUCAGGAGGUUGAGGAUUGGCUUUAUGAGGAUGGUGAAGAUGAAACCAAGGGCGUUUACAUUGCAAAACUUGAAGAAUUGAAGAAGCAAGGUGACCCUGUUGAACUGCGCCACAAGGAGUGGACAGAAAGAGGACCUGCUAUUGACCAACUUGCUUAUUGCAUUAAUAGCUACGGAGAAGCAGCUUUGUCUAAAGAUCCUAAAUUUGAUCAUAUUGACCUUGCUGAGAAGCAAAAGGUCAUCAAUGAGUGCUCUGAAGCUGAAUCAUGGUUGAGAGAAAAGCAGCAGCAGCAGGGUGCGCUGCCUAAACAUGCCAACCCCGCUUACCUGUGUGCUGAUCUUAGAAGGAAAGCCGAGACAUUGGACAGGUUUUGCAGGCCAAUUAUGACCAAGCCCAAACCAGCCCCAGCCAAGCCUCCUACUCCGCCUCAAAGUGAGGUGGAACAGCAACCACCAAAUGAUGGCAAGGAAGAGGGUGGUGGUGGUGACCACGAGUUUGAAGGUAACAGUCAGCCAUCUUCUGCUACUUCUGAGCCAAUGGAGACAGAGACCACCGCUUAGCUACCUGAGCCAAUUCUAUUCUAUACCUCAUGUUCCCCUGAAGCUUUUAUUCUUCUGCUUAGACUUUAUGGCCUCGAGUUUUUAACGAGUUUUUUAGGAGUUUAGGGGGGAACAGACACUCUUGUUUUAUGUCUUGUUGAUACUUUACAGCUUUCAGAUGUGUGGUGGUCAAAUUUGAAUGACAUGUUUUUGGUGAGGUCUUAAAUCCUAGCCUUGUAUUAGAGUUAAUUGCUUCUUUGAUCAAGGAUCUUGUGGCCUAUUAUAUAAUUAUUUCAGUGGCCCGGAUAAUGUUAAAUUCUUGUGUCACUCGGUGAACUGUGAUUUUUUGGACAGAACUCUUAAGUUUAAUAUAUGCUUUUAUUUGUUAUAUUA
Phalaenopsis equestris is the source of this 3082-nucleotide messenger RNA. RefSeq names its product heat shock 70 kDa protein 14-like. Gene Ontology annotation, cellular component: nucleus; cytosol. The record is from RefSeq and is a predicted model, not a curated record. Lineage: Eukaryota; Viridiplantae; Streptophyta; Magnoliopsida; Asparagales; Orchidaceae. Gene Ontology annotation, molecular function: ATP binding; ATP-dependent protein folding chaperone. Gene Ontology annotation, biological process: protein folding.